This is a messenger RNA of Plasmopara halstedii, 2256 nucleotides long. RefSeq lists its product as uncharacterized. Bases 1 to 2256 code for a protein of 751 amino acids. Gene Ontology annotation, molecular function: protein binding; phosphatidylinositol 3-kinase regulator activity. The transcript has 6 exons. Gene Ontology annotation, cellular component: late endosome membrane; early endosome membrane; extrinsic component of endosome membrane. Lineage: Eukaryota; Oomycota; Peronosporomycetes; Peronosporales; Peronosporaceae. The record is from RefSeq and is a predicted model, not a curated record. Gene Ontology annotation, biological process: early endosome to late endosome transport.
AUGGAGGCGUCAAGCUUGCUACCACAUGUGGACGAACUCGUGAUGGAGUAUCUUCUUUUCAGAGGCUUUACUAAGAGUUUUCAAGUCUUUAAUGCUGAACGCAAGCGUGAUCGCACGCGGGGUUUUGACGUCGACCAAAUCAUCUCACAUCUGCUACAAUCUAUCCAAAAUUACCAAGUUGAAACAGUAUUGGAGACUUGGAAGUUCUUAACGGCCAGAUUUUUUAAUCAUUUGGACGCAUCAUACGCAUUGACACUGCAGCAGCUAGAGACGUCGCUCCUCAGACUUUACGUGAUUAAUGCCGUUAAAAAUGGACAUCGAGAAAAGGCAGUUGAGUUUUUUCAAUUUUACGCUGACGAGCUGAAUACAUCUGUGGCAGUGCAAAGCAAUGGAGCGCAUUCGUGGAGCCGAUGGUUCAUCUUGCCGUACAUUGAACAUCCAGAAAGUGACGCGUACUUUCAGGUUUUCUUUGGCCAGUCAUGGCUUGAAGCCUUUGUCUCGUCGUUCCGUAACUUUUUGUCGCUAGUAUUUCGGAAUUUGCCGUUGCCCAAGCUGUUGGCUUUUCAGCUCGCUCGACUAGAAGAACCGACGUUGAAAUUAAGGCUCAAAGUCAGUCAAUCAGAAGCGGCGAGGCUGGGGUCAUACAACAACGAAGCGACAGCAAAGAUUAGGAAACUAGAGGCUGCAGGACGACAAUUGCAUGAGAUUCUUCGAGUCAUGGUGCAGCAUAGCUUUAUGGAGCACUUUUCGACUACCACCACGAAUCUUGGGGACGGAACGGGUGAUAGACAGAAGAAUAGGAGUCGCAGUCGUAGCUACGGUGCGAUGUCAGCAAGUGUUGGCCUUUCCAAUAAGCAAAUGAAGGAGAUUGGAGAACUUUUUGGAAUUCGUAGCGAAGGCAGUUCGCCUGCUCCUCUCGUGCUGCCGCGAGAUAACCCCCGAUUAGCAGAAGUUUAUCUUCCUGUAGGCGAGUUGAGUGACGACGAAGAAAUUGAAGAGGAUGGAGAAGUUGCUGAGGCACCCAUUUUGGAGGAGAGUGUUGAGGUGUCUCCGAUGUUUUCUCCUAUCACAACAGCUUCAACUGUAUUGGCUGAAAAGUUAUCAAUGUUAAACUCUAAUAUGACACCAUCCGAGUCUUCUUCUUGGUCUACCACUUGUCGUGAGUCGAAGAAGGAAAUGGACACGACAGCAUCUUUGGUCCGUGAGUUCAAAAUACUCAACGAUUGGAAACCGACUAAGGCUGCGACGACAACGAGAAGCCGUUUUUCCUCCGAUGGCCAGUUUCUUGCCAUUGCAAAACUCGGAAAUAUGCGAAUUGACAUUUGGAGUGCCGAUCCGAGAGCACUUUCACACACGUCGACAAUUCAGCUUCCAGCUAAAUUAAUUAGUUUAGAUUGGCUGGGUCCCGGACCAAGCAAGCAGCUCCUCGCAUGCACUCUUGAUCAUGGAGAAACGAUGCUGUGGGACGCCGAAGGACAACAUGUUAUUUCAUGUUCGCCAUACGAAAGCAAUUUGCAGAUUCAACAGCUUAAUUGUGCUCGGGAUGCGCCGAUUGCAGCUUGUUUGUUUACAAGUCGAGAUGUUCAAAACAACGCGUUUCAACAAGUCAUGGUACUGCACGGAGGCAUGGAUGAACCGAUACAAAAUUAUUUGUCAAUGAUGGAUAAACAGAUUACGUGUAUCACCUGGAGUAAUCAAGGCAAGGUGCUGAUUACUGGGAGUCGAACUGGUCACAUUGAGUUUAUUGAUGUAAUCCAUCCUGAGCGAAUUUAUCGCUACAACCUGAUUGCCUGCAAAGAAUAUUUUGGUAAUGGCAACUUGGCAGCGAUAUGCUUGUCUCCAGAUGAAAAGUCAAUGUUAAGCGUUCAUGCAGAUAGCGCUGUGGUGAUGGAAUGGUCAAUUGCUCCCAUAUUGGUAGCCGUGGCGUCACCAGAUGCAGCUUGUGAUGUCAAAGGAAGCGGUAGAAGUGUAGAGCCAGCGCUAACGCGCACGUAUGAAAUGAACAAGCCGUUGUCGUCAAUUCCUUCAAAAGUGGAAAGCACGAUCCGCUUUUUUGAAGCCGCUGACUAUUUUGUCGUGACUGACUCUACUGGUCUUCAAAUCUUUAAGCACGGCGAAAAGAAUGCAGUCUCGACUUUGCUUCCAAAUCAAGCUGCUGUAGCCGAUCUCGACUGGCACCCGACGCUCCAUUUGUGCUGCUCAGCGAAUCAGGAUGGCGCAAUCUCGCUUUGGAACAUGGAGAGAACUUACAAAUGA